Varroa destructor (honeybee mite) is the source of this 3340-nucleotide messenger RNA. RefSeq lists its product as uncharacterized. NCBI's taxonomy places the organism in Eukaryota, Metazoa, Arthropoda, Arachnida, Mesostigmata, Varroidae. The record is from RefSeq and is a predicted model, not a curated record.
AAAACAUACAGAAGGCAUAUAAAUAUGCAUUGAUAUAACAGCGACGAUGUUUGAGACUGAUUUCGAUAGUUUUGUUUAUUCAACUAAAAACAAGAAAAAAUGCCCUUCUUGGUGGCCUUCUUGCUUAUUUGUUUAUGGCUGUUCUGUCAAAGGACAGCAUGCAAUGAGGCGUUCAACAAAAACGUCGACGAAAAAGGUAAAAAGCGGAGUUCGACUCGGUGUAUGCACGGAUAUCGGUUCCAAAAUCGAAUGUCUCCCACGUUCGUUUAUCUUUGAAGCUUGUCAAGGGCCUGAACAAUGCUCUUGGGCUGCGGGUACCAUGAUUUGUGUUGACGGCCAGUGCCAAUGCAGAGACGGACUUCGGUUAACUUCGGAUCGUAUAUGUACGGUUCAUGAACUGUCCGGCCCCGUGCGCCCGUUGGUGUUUAGCUCAUUGGCCGUUAUAUUAUUUACUUACGUUAUAAUUGUGCUCAAUAUAUUGCUUGAUAUUGAAGAGCGUCGAAAAUUCGCAUCCUUGCCUUCUCCAACAGUAAUCGUCAAUGACCAGUUCGACAAUAGGAAAUUUAAAAAGUUCAAUGAUCAACUGGAUGAAGCAUUGGACAGCUCAUUGAACAGCGUACCAUCGGAAGAGAUUCACGAACAUCGAAACAAAAGCAGAAGUACGAAAUCAGUAACGCUCCAUCAAAACGAAGCAAUUCCCAAAACGAAGAGCAAGCCAAGUGGCCAAAUAGCUAAGAUUCGAAGAUCGACAAAACCUUCCAUAAAGCAAACUCGAGGCUGUUUGUUUCUUUCGGAUCAUAUCUACGAAGGAAUAAGGCUUCAACCACUUCCAAUUGAGCUUAGCACUAAUAACGGCAAUAAUGAAGUCCAUGACUCUGUCACACCGCUAAGAACAAGGCAGAUUGCAUACAGGACACUAGUCAAACUGUGCACGGAGCGUCUUGUUAAAAAGAUGGCAGACAUGUACUUCCUCCAGUGCGAGGCCAAAGCUGGCGGUGACGAUCGAUACGAGCCCACCGCUUCGUUUCUAGUAAACGAUCCCGUUUAUGGAACGGAUAUUCUGUCAUGUGAUGAUGUGCAUUUUUCGUUUCGUAGAAUGAAGUCAAUUAUAACGUCUCUUUUGACUGAAAAAAUACAUAUUUCUAUUUCUGGGUUAGACAUGGCUAAUAUGACCAAGGUAGCGGAGGCUCGUUUGAUGUAGAAAAAACUUAAAAUCGCCCACAAGACCUGCAUCGGACAAAGGACAGGGUUCUGCAAGCUUCCUAUAUUGGAGAAUUUUCAAAGUUUAGAUAACAGUUUGACUGGAAUAAUUAUCGUUAUGCGUUGAAUGCUUAAUGGUAUAAGCAAGGAAGAAACACAUUCUGUUGCUUCAAAAAUGCAAUUGCACAUUCACAUAAACCUUUGACCCCUUUAAUGACUCAAAUAAAAACAGCUUAACAGCCGACAGUGAUCUCUUUAUAUCAGUCCUAGUGCCGACGCUAAAGAACAAACUCCGACAAUAGCAUUUUUAAUAUAUCAAGUAAGUAACCACAAUUUGUAAUUUCUCAAUACUUGUAUGUUUAUUUUUCAAGUUUAGCUCUCUCGCUUUCUUACUGUUUGUUACUUAGUCUCCUGAAUCCUGUACUCUACAGUCGACCUUCCCAUUCCAACUCUUCAUCCAUAUCAUCAUCUUCGACAUUCUCCUCCUAUAUAAGUUAUAUACACAAUCCUAAGACCUGCCUUUUUUUGUGUCGUAUCUUUGUCCGUAUAUAUAUAUAUAUAUAUAUAUAUAUAUAUAUAUAUAUAUAUAUAGUCUUUGAGCAAAAAUAGUUAUGUCUAAGUGCGAAAAAUUUGAUUUUUUUUUUAAUAUUUUGCAGUUCCAUAUCGAUUGACACUCCUUUUGCUGGUAAUCUUUUUACUUGAUUGCUUAGUUGGUGUUGUUUGUUGGCACGCUGCGAUCCUCAACAGUAGUAGCUAUUCUAUGGACUAAUUUACCAGCUCCCAUAAUUUACUUGUAUGCGAAUGUUAUCUAUAUGUAUAGCAUAAGGUAUCAGUUUUUGCCAUCUCUGCCGCUAGUAGGCAUGUUCUCCGCAUUCAUAUGUUGUUUCUAUUUCAUUUCAUCUUUUACAAAUAGUCCGUUUUCCAUAUUAAUUGUGUUACUGAUACAGAGCAAUGUGACCAAAUUGCUUUAAGAAGGACAAUUGUAGCUUAUUCCUAUCUUGUCUCCCGUGUUUCCAGGGCUCAUUAUCUAAUCACCUAUCGCUAAUAAUUGAUUAUGAUCUUUGCAUACAUCAAAGGUUACGCGUAUAUAGAUAUCUAUAUUGUCGUCUAUAAACAGUGUUUAUUCGAAGUCUAAAACGAAUUAUGUGUCAUGGGCCUACUCGUGGCUAGGUUAUAUAAAAUAAUUAUACGAUCAUUAUUUUAAAACAGAAAAUAAAGCGUAAUAUAUUUUUAGUACGUUUCUCUUUGUUCAUUUUUACAUAAACGCAUAAGCAACGAGGUCGCUGUGCAAGCCUAGUAUAUUACGAAACAUUAUUAUAAUGUAAGGGUUUAGCUGUUUCCACUGGCUGAUACUGAUACAUGUCUAAUAAUUACCAUAAAUAUUGUAGUAUUUUCAAAAUCAUAUUUGUCCUAUUCAUUUCGAUUCAUCAUUUUCUGCAAUAUUCCGUCUGCGAGUGUGUGUAUCCAAAUUGUAUAUUGUGAAGGAACCAGGUCGCCAAUAGGCGUCUGACCGAGUUGCCGGCCAAUCGAAAGACUUAUGAUAUCGUCGGGAUAUCAUCAGUUUCGGGAUUCAUGACUUUUAUUUCGAGCCGCUACAGUAUGAAAUAGAACGCCAGGUAUAUUUGUUCUGUAGUUUUUCUAUACCAUCGGUUUCUGUUCCUCGCUGUAUUUUGCAAAGAAUGGUACGGUAGACGCGGUUCCUCGAAUUUUUCGAAGUAACUUUUUUUUAAUUUGUCCCCUAAUUGAUUCAAGUCUAGCAAGUUCAUAUACAUCUGGUUAUAAAUUCCGUUUAUUUCUUUUUGCUAUUAUAUAUCUAUAUCAGCAUCUGUCUUACUUUUUUUUUGCACAUCCCCAUCGCUUCCAUACGGGUGCACAUCUGUUCUGUUUCGAACAAAGAUGCGUUAUUACACUUGAACAUCCAAUAAUAAUAAUUAUUAUUAUUAUUGUAGUAAUAAUAGCAGUCAUAGAUUUGUCCCCUAAGUAUUUAUGUUCGGUUCACACAGACCACAUAUUCGAUUUAUAUAUUUAGACAAAGUUUCUCAUUCUUUCUAAAUAAAUCUUUCACCCGUAUCGUUAAAGCAAUUGACUACCAUUUUCUACAAUUAUCAUAUAUAGAUAUAAAUGUAUAUGUUGGUAUGUU